GGCGCGUCCAGCCCGGCCCCAGGCAGGGCUCAAAGGCGGCGGCCGCAGCGUACCCGCCGCCUGCUCCGCGGCCCGCCCUCCCUGCCUUCGGUCCUCCCUCCUGGGCGCCAGCACCUCCUCCCAUACCUGAGCGGGGAGCGGCGCCGCGCUGCUUCCUCCCCCGCCCGCAACUCCUGCCCGGCCGCAGCGGCGCCGCCACCGCGGGAGUAAAGGUCGCGCCGGCCGGGAGCGAGCGGGCCGCGGCGCCUCCAGGAAGCCGGCGGGGCAGGUCCAGGGGAAAGCGACGAGACACCGGGAAACUCUUGGCCGGUCCGGGAAGAUGGCGCCAGGCGGGCCGGCUGUGGACUGAGAGCCGGCGGGCGGAGAGGAGUCGGGACCUGCCGCCCAGCGGGGCACGAGCGAGGGCCGCACGCCAGGCACGGUGCCCCGGCUCGGGCCUGCCCUCGGGGUCAUGUCGGUCAGCGAGCUCUACAGCCAGUACACGAGGGUCUGGAUCCCUGACCCUGACGAAGUGUGGCGCUCAGCUGAAUUAACCAAGGACUACAAAGAGGGAGAGAAGAGCCUCCAGCUCAGACUGGAAGAUGAAACGAUUCGGGAAUACCCCAUUGAUGUUCAAAGCAACCAGCUGCCUUUUCUGCGGAAUCCGGAUAUCCUGGUGGGAGAAAAUGACCUAACUGCCCUUAGCUACCUACACGAGCCUGCAGUUUUGCAUAAUUUAAAGGUCCGUUUCUUGGAGUCGAACCAUAUCUACACUUACUGUGGUAUCGUGCUUGUUGCCAUUAAUCCUUAUGAACAGUUGCCAAUCUAUGGUCAAGAUGUCAUCUAUGCCUACAGCGGCCAAAACAUGGGGGACAUGGACCCCCACAUCUUUGCUGUGGCGGAAGAAGCCUAUAAGCAAAUGGCCAGAGAUGAGAAGAACCAGUCCAUCAUCGUCAGCGGGGAAUCUGGAGCCGGCAAGACCGUGUCAGCCAAGUAUGCCAUGCGCUAUUUUGCCACAGUGGGUGGCUCAGCCAGUGACACCAACAUCGAAGAGAAGGUCCUGGCGUCCAGUCCCAUCAUGGAGGCCAUCGGAAAUGCCAAAACUACUCGCAAUGACAACAGCAGCCGAUUUGGAAAGUAUAUUCAGAUUGGCUUUGAUAAGAGGUACCACAUCAUUGGGGCCAACAUGAGGACCUACCUGCUGGAGAAGUCCAGAGUGGUCUUUCAGGCAGACGAUGAGAGGAAUUACCACAUCUUCUACCAGCUCUGUGCUGCCGGCAGUCUUCCAGAAUUCAAAGAGCUUGCACUAACGUGUGCAGAGGACUUCUUCUAUACCUCGCAGGGAGGAGGCACGUGCAUCGAGGGUGUAGAUGAUGCUCAGGACUUUGAGAAGACACGACAAGCCUUCACACUCCUGGGAGUGAGAGAGUCCCAUCAGAUAAGCAUUUUUAAAAUAAUUGCUUCUAUCCUGCACCUUGGAAACGUGGAGAUUCAGGCUGAGCGUGAUGGUGAUUCCUGUAGUAUAUCACCCCAGGAUGAGCACCUGACCAACUUCUGCCAACUGCUAGGGGUGGAACACAGCCAGAUGGAGCACUGGCUCUGCCAUCGCAAGCUGGUCACUACCUCCGAGACCUAUGUCAAGAGUAUGUCCCUGCAGCAGGUGCUCAACGCACGCAACGCCCUAGCCAAGCACAUCUACGCCCAGCUGUUUGGCUGGAUCGUGGAGCACAUCAACAAGGCCCUGCACACACCUCUCAAGCAACACUCCUUCAUCGGCGUCCUGGACAUCUACGGGUUUGAGACCUUUGAGGUCAACAGCUUUGAGCAGUUCUGUAUCAACUAUGCCAACGAGAAGCUGCAGCAGCAAUUCAACUCGCAUGUAUUCAAACUAGAGCAAGAAGAAUAUAUGAAGGAGCAGAUCCCCUGGACCUUGAUUGAUUUUUAUGAUAAUCAACCUUGUAUUGACCUCAUAGAAGCAAAGCUGGGCAUCUUAGACCUGUUGGAUGAAGAGUGUAAGGUUCCCAAAGGAACUGACCAGAAUUGGGCUCAGAAGCUCUAUGACCGGCACUCUGGCAGUCAACACUUCCAGAAACCCCGCAUGUCCAACACGGCCUUCAUUGUCGUCCACUUUGCUGAUAAGGUGGAGUACCUUUCAGAUGGUUUUCUGGAGAAAAACAGAGACACGGUGUAUGAAGAGCAGAUCAACAUCCUGAAGGCCAGCAAGUUCCCACUAGUGGCUGACUUGUUUCACGAUGACAAGGACUCCGUUCCUGCCACCACUACAUCUGGGAAGGGCUCUUCUUCAAAGAUCAACAUUCGCUCUGCCAGACCCCCCCUGAAAGCAUCCAACAAGGAGCACAAGAAAACUGUGGGCCACCAGUUCCGUACUUCCCUGCAUCUGCUCAUGGAGACCCUGAAUGCCACAACACCACACUACGUGCGCUGCAUCAAACCGAAUGACGAGAAGCUCCCCUUCCACUUUGACCCCAAGAGAGCAGUGCAGCAGCUCCGAGCGUGCGGGGUGUUGGAGACGAUCCGAAUCAGCGCGGCCGGCUACCCGUCCAGGUGGGCUUACCAUGACUUCUUCAACCGGUAUCGGGUGCUGGUCAAGAAGAGAGAGCUCGCCAACACAGACAAAAAGGCCAUCUGCAGAUCUGUCCUGGAGAACCUCAUCAAGGAUCCUGACAAGUUCCAGUUUGGCCGCACCAAGAUCUUCUUCCGGGCAGGCCAGGUGGCCUACCUAGAGAAGCUUCGGGCCGACAAGUUCCGGGCAGCCACCAUCAUGAUCCAGAAGACGGUCCGAGGCUGGCUACAGAAGGUGAAAUACCACAGGUUGAAGGCUGCUACCUUAACUCUGCAGAGGUACUGCCGAGGACACCUGGCCCGCAGGCUGGCUGAGCAUCUGCGGAGGACCCGAGCAGCUGUUGUGUUGCAGAAGCAGUGCCGCAUGCGGAGGGCCCGCCUGGCCUACCAGAGGGCCCGCAGGGCCGCCGUCAUCAUCCAGGCCUUCACUCGGGGCAUGUUCGUGAGGAGAAUCUACCAGCAGGUCCUCAUGGAGCAUAAGGCCACCAUUCUCCAGAAGCACGUGCGGGGCUGGAUAGCACGCAGGCACUUUCAGCGACUGCGGGGGGCAGCUAUCGUUAUUCAGUGCGCCUUCCGGAUGCUCAAAGCCAAGCAGGAGCUGAAGGCCCUCAAGAUCGAGGCCCGCUCCGCAGAGCACCUGAAACGCCUCAACGUGGGCAUGGAGAACAAGGUGGUCCAGCUACAGCGGAAAAUCGAUGACCAGAACAAAGAGUUCAAGACGCUGUCGGAGCAGCUGAUGGCAGUCACCUCCACACAUGCCGUGGAGGUAGAGAAGCUGAAGAAGGAGCUGGCCCACUACCAGCAGGACCACGGUGGGGACAGCAGCCUGAGGCUGCAGGAGGAGGUCGAGAGCCUGCGGGCUGAGCUGCACAGGGCCCACUCGGAGCGCAAGAUCCUGGAGGAUGCCCACACCAAGGAGAAGGACGAGCUGAAAAAGCAAGUUGCAGUCCUGGAGCAAGAAAAUGCCCUCUUAAAAGAUGAGAAAGAACAGCUUAACAACCAAAUCCUGUGCCAAGCGAAAGAUGAAUUUGCCCAAAACUCCGUCAAGGAAAAUCUUGAGAUGAAGAAAGAGCUGGAGGAAGAGCGCUCCCGCUACCAGAACCUCGUGAAGGAAUAUUCGCGGCUGGAGCAGAGAUACGACAACCUUCGGGAUGAGCUGACCAUCAUCAAGCAAACCCCAGGCCACAGGCGGAACCCAUCAAACCAAAGUAGCUUAGAAUCUGACUCCAAUUACCCCUCCAUCUCCACAUCUGAGGUCGGAGACGCAGAGGAUGCCCUUCAACAGGUGGAGGACAUUGGCCUGGAAAAGGCGGCCAUGGACAUGACGGUCUUCCUGAAGCUUCAGAAGAGAGUGCGGGAGCUUGAGCAGGAGCGGAAGAAGCUGCAAGUGCAGCUGGAGAAGAGAGAGCAGCAGGACGGCAGGAAGGUGCAGGUGGAACAAGCAAAGAAUGACCUAGACUCGGACCAGGAUGCAGACCUAGCCUACAACAGUCUGAAGAGGCAAGAGCUAGAGUCGGAGAACAAGAAGCUGAAGAAUGACCUGAAUGAGCUGAGGAAAGCUGUGGCCGAGCAAGCCACACAGAACAACUCCACCCACAGCUCCCCAGACAGCUACAGCCUGCUGCUGAACCAGCUCAAACUGGCCAACGAGGAGCUUGAGGUUCGCAAGGAGGAGGUGCUCAUCCUCAGGACCCAGAUCGUCAGUGCUGACCAGCGCCGACUUGCCGGCAGGAGCACGGAGCCGAACAUUAAUGCCAGAACAAGUUGGCCUAACAGCGAAAAGCACGUAGACCAGGAGGACGCCAUUGAGGCCUAUCAUGGGGUCUGCCAGACAAACAGGUUGCUGGAGGCACAGCUGCAGGCUCAGAGCCGCGAGCACGAGGAGGAGGUGGAGGGUCUCAAGGCGCAGGUGGAAGCCCUGAAGGAGGAGCUAGACAAGCAACAGCACACCUUCUGUCAGACACUGCUCCUCUCCCCGGAGGCCCAGGUGGAGUUUGGGGUCCAGCAGGAGAUCUCCCGGCUGACCAACGAGAACCUGGACCUCAAAGAACUGGUAGAAAAGCUGGAAAAGAAUGAGAGGAAGCUCAAGAAACAACUGAAGAUUUACAUGAAGAAGGUCCAGGACCUGGAAGCUGCCCAGGCCCUGGCCCAGAGUGAGCGGAGGCGCCAUGAGCUCAACAGGCAGGUCACCGUCCAGCGGAAGGAGAAGGACUUCCAGGGCAUGCUGGAGUACCACAAGGAAGACGAAGGCCUUCUCAUUCGGAACCUCGUGACAGAGCUGAAGCCACAGACGCUGGCAGGCACCGUGCCCUGCCUUCCUGCUUACGUCCUCUACAUGUGCAUCAGGCACGCCGAUUACGUCAACGAUGACCUCAAGGUGCACUCCUUGCUGACCUCCACCAUCAACGGCAUUAAGAAAGUCCUGAAGAAGCACAAUGAGGACUUCGAGAUGACCUCGUUCUGGUUGUCUAAUACCUGCCGCCUCCUGCAUUGUUUGAAGCAGUAUAGCGGGGAUGAGGGCUUCAUGACUCAGAAUACUGCCAAGCAGAACGAGCACUGUCUUAAGAACUUUGACCUCACUGAAUACCGUCAGGUGCUGAGUGACCUUUCCAUCCAGAUCUACCAGCAACUCAUUAAAAUCGCCGAGGCUGUGUUGCAGCCUAUGAUAGUCUCCGCCAUGUUGGAAAAUGAGAGCAUUCAGGGUCUAUCUGGUGUGAAGCCAACGGGCUACCGGAAGCGCUCCUCCAGCAUGGUAGAUGGGGACAACUCCUAUUGCCUGGAAGCUGUCAUCCGCCAGAUGAAUUCCUUCCACACGGUCAUGCGCGACCAGGGCCUGGACCCUGAGAUCAUCCUGCAGGUGUUCAAGCAGCUCUUCUACAUGAUCAAUGCGGUGACUCUCAACAACCUGCUCCUGCGGAAGGACGUCUGCUCUUGGAGCACGGGCAUGCAGCUCAGGUACAACAUAAGCCAACUUGAAGAGUGGCUCCGGGGAAGGAACCUUCACCAGAGCGGAGCCGUCCAGACCAUGGAACCCCUGAUCCAAGCAGCCCAGCUCCUGCAGUUAAAGAAGAAAACCCCAGAGGAUGCGGAGGCCAUCUGCUCCCUGUGCACCUCACUCAGCACGCAGCAGAUUGUCAAAAUUUUAAACCUUUAUACUCCCCUGAAUGAAUUUGAAGAACGGGUAACCGUGGCCUUUAUACGAACAAUCCAGGCACAGCUGCAAGAGCGGAAUGACCCUCAGCAGCUGCUGUUGGACUCCAAGCACAUGUUUCCCGUCUUGUUUCCAUUCAACCCGUCCUCGCUGACCAUGGACUCAAUCCACAUCCCAGCCUAUCUCAAUCUGGAGUUCCUCAACGAGGUCUGACAAGGCGCAGUCCCCCGCUGUGGCUCCAUUUGCAGGGACAGCAAGAAGGAAGCCUCUACCGUACAGUGAACUGAGGGGCCCGUUAAAUCUGUAAAAGACUGAGAGCCUGUGCAGAGUGCUGAACUGUACGGAAUAAGACACAUCUGGCAUUAUUUUUUUGUACGUACUGCUCAGAAUAAAAACACUUGAAAUAUGGAAGUUUUUUUUUUAAGUAUAUGAUUUCAGUCUAAACAAAUACACAUUAUAAUCAUCUACCGCCACCCAGCAGCUCCCACGGCCACAU
Molecule: messenger RNA, 6209 nt
Organism: Zalophus californianus (California sea lion)
Lineage: Eukaryota; Metazoa; Chordata; Mammalia; Carnivora; Otariidae
Gene: MYO5B
Product: myosin VB
Exons: 39
Coding region: 452-5926 (1824 amino acids)
Biological process (GO): vesicle transport along actin filament; actin filament organization
Cellular component (GO): cytoplasm; myosin complex; vesicle
Molecular function (GO): ATP binding; actin filament binding; microfilament motor activity
Source: RefSeq, a predicted model, not a curated record